GCCCGGAGGAAAGCGCAUUUACGUCGGCAAGAGGCUCCGGCUCAACUUGCCACCCGCGCCGGGAGAGAGCUGCCGGGGAACAGAGACCCUGCCGAGCCCCAGCUGCCCACCCAUCGCCUCCGCCAUGGACUGCUGUAACCAGGAGGGAGCCUGCACAAAGCUGGAUGAAGACAUCCUGGACAUCCCUUUGGACGAUCCCGACGCUAACGCGGCGGCUGCCAAAAUCCAGGCUAGUUUCCGUGGCCACAUGACCCGUAAGAAGAUCAAAGGAGGGGAGAUCGAUCGGAAAACGAAGGACGCGGAGUGCGCCAACAGCACUCGCGGCGGUGACCUCCGCAACGGCGAUUAGGACCCGCCAGGCGCUCCCCGGACCCUCCCCACCGCUGCUCAGCCCCGCCGAGGCCCCGGAGCCCCCGCUUCACCCCAUUGCAUGCAACCCCUUGCCCCCCCUUCCCCAUUCACCCCCCUAAACCCCAACCCCUGUGACACCCCCCAGCCGCUCUGACAUCACCCAGAGGGCCACAGGGAACCCACAACCCCCCUAAAUCCCCCACAAACUCACCCCAAAACCGUGGUGCCGGACAAGUGCGGCCGCCUUUUAAUCAGAAAAGCCCCUAAAAAAAAGGUGCCCCCCCCCCAUCUCCUCCCCCCUUCCUUCCCCUUCCCUGCUUUCAAUGCUCUUUUAUGAAAAACCCCCUGUUUCAACAGAUAUAUAUAUAUAUAAACAAAAAUGAGCCCCCCCCACCCCAGGAGGGGUGUUGUAUUUUUCAGGAGACUCGGCCCCCCCAAACCCGGGGAGCCCCCCCCCCCCCAAUUAAACACCCCCAUGAU
Molecule: messenger RNA, 831 nt
Organism: Colius striatus (speckled mousebird)
Lineage: Eukaryota; Metazoa; Chordata; Aves; Coliiformes; Coliidae
Gene: NRGN
Product: neurogranin
Exons: 3
Coding region: 125-349 (74 amino acids)
Molecular function (GO): calmodulin binding
Source: RefSeq, a predicted model, not a curated record